GGGAAUCAGUUUUACUGCUGCUGUCGUUUCGUUCCGAACUGGUUCUUCGAGUAGUUUAAAAUGGGUUUCGGACGAUUAUUAUUAUUCUGUGCACUGAUAUUGCGCGUGUCCGCGAAUAACCCGCUAUGGAGAAAGCUUGAGGGGGAUCUAGAACCAGAACCCGUAACAAACUUUCUGCAGCUUGUCGAUGAAAGUUAUCGACUUCCCGUAACAUCGACUCCGUAUCAUUAUAAUCUACAGUUGAGCACGGCAAUUCAUGAAAAUAAUCGUCAGUUCCAAGGUGUGGUGGAGAUUUUCUUGAAUCUACUCGAAGUAACCGAUAGAAUUACGGUUCACAACCGGCAGUUGACGAUCUCCAAGAUGAGUCUGUUCAGAGUGUCCGAUCAAAGCGAGGAGCAGGUCCUCAUAGGAACGCCAGACUUUGAAAUGGACAAUCGAACGCAACAUUUUGUCAUCACCAGUGGCCAGUUUCUGUCCGUAGGCAAUUAUGUGGUCAAAAUCGAGUUCAGUGGGGUGCUUCAGAAUAAUAAUAAUAUGGGAUUUUUCGCAUCAUCAUAUUUAGACGACAAUGGCAAACGUCACUAUUUGGCCUCCAGCAAGUUUGAGCCAACACACGCCAGAUCUGCCUUUCCUUGCUACGAUGAACCCAAACUUAAAGCCACAUUCACACUCUCGAUGAUACAUCACAAGGAUUACCACGCCGUCUCGAAUAUGCCUCAAGAUGGGGAGGUAGUUGCAGACGUAGAUAAUCCAGACUAUGUGAAGACCACAUUCAAAAAGUCAACCCCAAUGUCCACCUAUCUGUUGGCAUUCGCUGUGUCAAACUUCCGCAUUCGGAGCAAAGGUAUCCACACGGUCUACGCAAGACCAAAUAUGUUUGAAGAGACCGAAUAUCCGCUGAACACUGGGGUUGAUAUUUUGAACGUGCUCGGCGAGUACACCGGAGUCGACUACACGAAAUAUAUGCCCAAAAUGACCCAGAUUGCAAUUCCGGACCGCGGGACCGGUGCCAUGGAGAACUGGGGUUUAGUUGCAUAUGGAGAACCCGUGCUUUUGUUCAACCCCACGAUAAACACCUAUCGCAAUAAGAAGAGUGUCACCACAAUAAUCGCCCAUGAAUUUGCUCAUCAGUGGUUCGGGAACUUGGUUACCCCGCUCUGGUGGGAUUAUCUAUGGUUAAGUGAAGGCUUUGCGACGGUAUAUGAAUACUAUGCCGCCCAGCUGGCUUAUCCGGAGGAUGGUUACUGGGAUCUCUGGAACGUACAGGUGGUACACAAUGCACUCGGCGUCGAUACCAAGGAAUACACUCGGCCAAUGACCUCGAAUGCGGCUAGUCCUAGUGAGAUUGCGGGAUUGUUUGACACGGUGGCGUACGGGAAGGCUGGAAGUGUUUUGAACAUGUUCCGAGUUGCAUUCCAAGACGAUAACUGGAGGGAGGGUUUGCUUUCGUACUUGAUGAGCAAUGAACUUGACGCAAUCACUGCACAGCACCUGUACGAAGGCUUGCAGACAGCUGUCAAUGGGAAAAAUCUCUUCCCAAAAUCGUUAACCGUUCAACAGUUAAUGGAUUCGUGGACCACCGAACCCGGCUAUCCACUGCUAACCGUCCGUCGCGAUUACAAGAAUGGGAUUAUCUACCUAUCUCAGGAGAGAUUCUUCGAUGAUAGACAGAUGCCGAACGAUCAUGUUUACCACAUUCCGUACAAUUACGCCACAGAGACUAAACCAGAUUUCAGUAUCCUAGAAUUCGAAUGGCUAUCUUCGAAAGGAACGAAGUUAUCCACAUCAGCAUCUUCCUACGAAUGGAUUAUUUUCAACAAGCAACAAACUGGAUACUACCGGGUAAAUUACGAUUUGGAAAACUGGAGCUUGAUUAUCAAGGCUCUCCAAAGAGAUCCCUCUGCGAUCCAUGUCCAGAAUCGAGCACAGCUGAUAAAUGAUGCAUUCAAUCUCGCUCGCGCUGAUCGCCUAGACAUGGCGUUACCCUUAGAACUUUUGACGUAUCUCAAGAAAGAACACGAAUACCCUCCAUGGGCAGCGGCUAGCUCCAUACUCACCUAUUUUAACAAUAAACUUCGUGGAACUCCAAUACAUGAACACUUCCUGCUAUUCACCGAAGAGAUUCUCGAAUCAGUCUAUGUCAACUUACCAAUAGACACCGUGCCGCGGAACGAAACUUUGCUGCAGAAGUACUUGAAGCAAUCCAUAUCUACCUGGGCCUGUCGCAUUGGAAAACAGGAUUGCAUGCGCCGAACGGAAGCUACCCUCAAACAAGCUGUCCAAAGAAACACACCGGUUCACCCGGACAUUGCGAGCGUCGUCUACUGCUACGGUUUGCAUUCUUCCGGAGAGCCAGAGUUUACGUGGAUGUACGAAAGACUGCGUGUCUCGCGGAACCAAGCCGAACGCUCGCUACUGAUCGAUUCUCUGGGCUGCUCCCAGAGCAAACCCUUCCUCAAAGCUCUCCUGACAACCGCCGUCGGCAAUAGUGGUGCCUUUAACUUCCUCGAAAUCGAACGCACCCAAAUUGUGUCUGCUGUUUAUUCGACGAACCGCGUGGGUGUCGAUGUUCUUAUCGAAUUUCUUAUGGAUGAUAAGCAAAUCAAUGAUUUCAUUGCCCGAUUGGGUCAAAGCGUUCUGAACAACGCCGUCACGAACAUAGCAUCGAGAACCAACAACGUAGCGGAAAACCAGCUGCUAGAAGCGCUUCUUAGUAAACAAGAGAAUAAGAUUAGCCCAAGCAGUGUCCAAUCGGCGCGAACCAUCGUGACUGAGAAAGUGGCUUGGUUCAACACACUGGAAGGUCUAGUGGUUGAAGAAUUUUUCGUGGCAUCCAGUAAGAAGGGAAGCAUCAGUUACAGAGAGUGAAGUAAGUGAAUAUUAACCGCCGAAUUGAGGACGAUACAUUAUUCAAAUCAAAAUCAUCACGAAUUAGAGAAGCUUAGAAAUGGUUAAAUUCAAAUACGUGUAUGAAAUAGAAUAAAAAAAAACUUCUAAAAAUUGAAUACAGGUGAUGGAUUGUAACCAUGGAAAAAUCA
Messenger RNA from Toxorhynchites rutilus septentrionalis, 3038 nucleotides. Its product is annotated as aminopeptidase N-like. The transcript has 3 exons. Lineage: Eukaryota; Metazoa; Arthropoda; Insecta; Diptera; Culicidae. The record is from RefSeq and is a predicted model, not a curated record. Gene Ontology annotation, molecular function: peptide binding; metalloaminopeptidase activity; zinc ion binding. Gene Ontology annotation, cellular component: cytoplasm. The coding region runs from base 61 to 2868 and encodes 935 amino acids. Gene Ontology annotation, biological process: proteolysis; peptide catabolic process.